This is a messenger RNA of Dovyalis caffra, 531 nucleotides long. The record is from the annotation of a GenBank genome assembly. Lineage: Eukaryota; Viridiplantae; Streptophyta; Magnoliopsida; Malpighiales; Salicaceae.
AUGGGUCUCGUUGAUGACGCCUUGUGGAUGUAUCAAAAGAUUGUUAAAGUAAUGCCCCCUUUAGAGCAAGCUUGUAAUGUGCUAUUACAUGGGUUGAUUAAGAAGGGUAGGUUUGAUUCCAUGUGGGAAUUAUACAGGGGCAUUGUUUCGUGCAAGGAGAAGGGGAUUGGACCAAACGAUGUUAUCUACAAUGCUCUUAUCCGUGGUUUUUGCAGUGAGAGUAAAUUGUCUGAAGCUGAAGCUCUGUUUCAACAGAUGCGGGAAUCUGGGUUUUUGCCAGAUUUGGUAUCAAGCAUGGAGAGUAAGUCAAGCCACCCAAUGGCAGCUGCACUUGUCGAUUUUGGAAGAACACGUUCUAUAGAACCGAAGCCUGAAAAUGUGAAAGAAUUUCAAAAUUUUCCCAGAGAAGUACCUUUAGAAGGUGAAGCAGGCUUGUUUCCAGAAGCACUCGUUGCUGCAUUAGAUGUUGACGUUCACGUAGACGUAGGAACUUUCCCAUCAUUGGCACCCUGGCCAUCUCUGGCAGAGUAG